AAGUAUUGGGACCCAAUAUGCAAAUUCCCCUCUAUAAAUGCUUCCUACUUUGAGCAAGCACAAGCACACAUAUCCAUAUUUACAAUGCUAUCUUCUUCUCAAUUCUUUUUCCUUUCUAUUCUCACCCUGCAGUGCCUCACAGGCCUAGCAGCAAAAUGCCACGUAGACGAUGAAGCCGGGUUGUUAGGUUUCAAGUCGGGUAUCACAUCCGACCCGUCGGGCCUUCUUGCAAGUUGGAAAACGGGUACUGAUUGUUGUACUUGGUCGGGUGUAUCUUGUGGGGAAGACAAUCGGGUCACAGGACUACAGAUCUAUGGACAACCCGAGAAAAAACAAAUCUUGUCGGGUACCAUCUCGUCUUCUCUUUCCAAACUAAAAAGACUAGCAAGUAUUAAUCUUGUAAAUCUUAUAAACUUAUCGGGUACACCGAAUUUUCUCCUUACUCUACCUGAAAUUCAAAUUGUUUACAUUGAAAACAACAAGUUAUCGGGUCGUAUACCCGCAACCAUUGGUAACUUGACCCAACUUUUUGCACUGAGUUUCUCGGGUAACCGGUUAACCGGCCCGAUACCGAGUUCAAUCGGUCAGUUAACUCAAUUGAGCCAGCUCAAACUCGGUAACAACAUGCUCACUGGCACUAUACCCAAGACAUUUAGCAAGCUCAAGAGCUUAACUUUUUUGAGUUUAAAGAAGAAUCAGCUCGCUGGGUUAAUACCAAACUUCUUUACUUCCUUGUCUAACCUCAUAAUCUUGGAACUUUCUAACAACAAAUUUACUGGGAAAAUUCCAAGUAGUAUUGCAACUUUAGCUCCACAAUUAAGGUACCUUGAGCUAGGACACAAUUAUUUAACAGGUCAAAUACCAGAUUUUCUUGGAAAAUUCCGUACUCUAGACACAUUAGAUCUUUCUUCGAACAAGUUCUCAGGAACUGUACCGAAAUCCUUUGCAAAUCUAACCAAAAUAUUCAAUCUUGAUCUUUCUCACAAUCUUCUUGUCGACCCAUUUCCACAAUUGUUCGUAAAAGGUAUUGAGUCUUUGGAUUUAUCGUACAAUAAUUUCCACCUUGGUACAAUACCAAGUUGGAUCACAAGUUCUCCAAUUAUAUACUCAUUGAAGCUAGCUAAAUGUGGGAUCAAGAUUAAAUUGGAUGAUUGGAAACCGAAGACGACUUAUUUUUACGAUUAUAUUGAUCUUUCGGGUAAUGAGAUUAGUGGAAGUCCAAUUGGGUUGUUGAACAAGACUGAUUUCUUGGUUGGAUUUUAUGCUUCUGGGAAUAAAUUGAAGUUCGAUUUGGAGAAGUUAAGGAUUGUUCAGACAUUGAAGGAUUUGAAUUUGUCUAGGAAUAUGGUUUAUGGUAAAGUACCGAAGGCAAUUUCUGGACUAGAGAAGUUGAAUUUGAGUAGUAAUCAUUUGUGUGGUCAGCUUCCACCAUCAAAGUUUGGGGCUAAUUCUUUUGCUGGAAAUGCUUGUCUUUGUGGUUCACCAUUGCCACCCUGCAAAUCUUAGUGCAAAAUCAGCUUCUUUUCUUUUUUCUGCAACUUUUGAUUGUGUUUGAAUAGUAUUGUAUCACUCAUAUUGCUAAUAAUUUGGUGUUUUACAACCAGAUUGGGGCACUUUUGUUCAAUAAAUGCUUGCAUUUUAGAGCAGUA
Messenger RNA from Nicotiana tabacum (common tobacco), 1649 nucleotides. RefSeq lists its product as uncharacterized. Lineage: Eukaryota; Viridiplantae; Streptophyta; Magnoliopsida; Solanales; Solanaceae. Gene Ontology annotation, molecular function: protein binding. The record is from RefSeq and is a predicted model, not a curated record.